Molecule: messenger RNA, 483 nt
Organism: Hippocampus comes (tiger tail seahorse)
Lineage: Eukaryota; Metazoa; Chordata; Actinopteri; Syngnathiformes; Syngnathidae
Gene: s100a11
Product: S100 calcium binding protein A11
Exons: 3
Coding region: 150-410 (86 amino acids)
Cellular component (GO): perinuclear region of cytoplasm
Molecular function (GO): calcium ion binding; calcium-dependent protein binding; transition metal ion binding
Source: RefSeq, a predicted model, not a curated record
CGGUCAUCAGCAUUUUGGUCUGGAAAAUGAAUGCAAGUGGCACAUUUUCCGCUGAUCGCUGCAUCUCUACAUGGCAUAUAAAUAGACGGGCAUGAGCACCAUGACAGAAACACGUCCCAGCUCCUCGCACAUCACACGGUGAAGCCAGCAUGGAAGCCGCCAUCUUGACUUUGGUCCGCCAGUUCAAGGAGUACGCGGGCCACGACGGGUCUGCCAGCACGCUGAGCCGCGACGAGUUCCACCAACUGGUCGCCUCGCAGCUGCCCAACUUUGUCAAGACUGGUGAGCCGGGCGCGGUGGACCACCUCAUGUCGUCUCUGGACCAGAACGCCGACGGCGAGCUGACCUUCUGCGAGUUCUGGCAGUUGAUCGGGAAGCUGGCCGGCAAGCAGGGCGGCUACGCCGCUUAGAACGCCGCCGCCUCGCCUGUGCUUUUUUUCCUGGUUAACCAUUGGCCCCGGAUUAAAGGCUUUAUUGUUUCCC